AUGCUUGCAAAGUACAUAAUUGCGAUUUCUACAUUUGGUUUUCUGCUUUCAUUUACGAGUGGGAGUCAUUUUAGACCUAAACCAGUAUUCUCGAUUUUGCAACAACAUGCAGGAUGUCCUACUGGAUGGGUACAAUUCCGAGACUCGUGCUAUUACAUUGAAAAAGAGAAAAUGCGCUUCGACAAGGCGGAGGUGCGAUGUUUGGAGCGAGGAUCAACUUUAUUUGUCGCCGAUACCCUAGAAGAAUGGACAAAGGUGAUGAGUCACACACCCAAGAAUGACCUUACGUGGACGGGCUUGGAGCAGCAAGAUGAUGAGCGGAUACCCUCAUGGAAAGAACCAGGUGGAAUGGAUCCGCGCAAUAUUGACUGGCUGGUGCCACCUGGAACGUCGACAAGCAACGGAUGGAACACCGCCGCAAAUUGUAUCGCUCGCUUCCAUUCCACCUACAAAUCCUAUUCCUACUUCUACUACUGUGGUCUGGACUUCUAUUCAAUCUGCGAAAAAAACAGCACUCUACUCACAAAGAUCUGGGACCUGAGUGACCGUGGUUCACUUUUCUAG
This is a messenger RNA of Haemonchus placei, 564 nucleotides long. NCBI's taxonomy places the organism in Eukaryota, Metazoa, Nematoda, Chromadorea, Rhabditida, Trichostrongylidae. The record is from the annotation of a GenBank genome assembly.